CAUUAAAUCAAGAUUUGCCCCAAGAACCUUGAACAGUGACAAAAACAAAUGGCCACAAAGAGAAGUGAAGCCUCCUGAGACCUAUUUAUAUGAAAACCUGACCCCAUCCUUCUGCUCAUUAGAACCCCAACUCAAAAUAGGUAAAAUGAGUGUGGAAAUAUUGGAUAGUACCACCAUUGUCAACUUUGUUGAAGAUGAGGCAGCUUUUAAUGCCUACAUAAGAGACCGAUUCGAUCACCUCGACACUAACCAUGAUGGUCACCUUUCCUAUAAUGAGAUGCUGGAGGAGUUGCAAAGCCUCAGGGUGUUUGAGACCGAUUUCGGAAAGGAUGAGAAGCUUGAUCCAGAAGAGCUUUCUUCUGUCUAUAGUUCUCUGUUUUUGCAGUUCGAUCGUGACUCAGACGGAACGGUUGAUCUGGAUGAAUUUAAGACCGAGACUAAAAGGAUGAUGCUAGCUAUGGCUAAUGGGAUUGGUUUCUUACCCGUUCAGAUGGUGCUUGAAGAGGGCAGCUUCUUGAUGAAGGCUGUUGAGCGUGAAACUGCAAUAAUGGCCGCUUAAGUAAAGUUACCUUUAACUGGCUGUAUUUGUAAGUUCAAGAAACAAUUCAGAAGAGUGAGGUUUUUGUUAACUGAAAUAAGAUAUGUUGUUUUUCUUUGUCA
Benincasa hispida (wax gourd) is the source of this 660-nucleotide messenger RNA. RefSeq lists its product as uncharacterized. The record is from RefSeq and is a predicted model, not a curated record. NCBI's taxonomy places the organism in Eukaryota, Viridiplantae, Streptophyta, Magnoliopsida, Cucurbitales, Cucurbitaceae. Gene Ontology annotation, molecular function: calcium ion binding.